Molecule: messenger RNA, 1278 nt
Organism: Clonostachys rhizophaga
Lineage: Eukaryota; Fungi; Ascomycota; Sordariomycetes; Hypocreales; Bionectriaceae
Source: the annotation of a GenBank genome assembly
AUGGGCGACCCGCUAAGUAUUGCCUCCAGUGUGGUUGCACUCGUAACCUUUGCCUUGCAAUCUAGUGUUGUGCUUUAUAGCACUGUCCGCAGCUUUCAGAGCCAAGACAGAGAUGUCCGGGCGCUAAAAGGCGAGCUCAAUGACCUCACUACUGUGUUGGAGUGUCUACUAGAUACUGUGACUAAUCAUCCUGAACUUGACUUUGCGGCUCUCAAAACUCCCCUCCAUCGCUGUGGAAAGGCUUGCGAGGAGUACGGCGACAUUAUUACACGAUGUACAAAACACUCGACAGGCUCCCGGCCUAGUAUCCGGGACUGGAUUACGCAGAAAUAUCUUCAAGGAGAUAUAGACGAUUUUAGGGCUAUGCUGGCUGGGUAUAAAUCUACCAUCAACAUAGCUUUGGCAAACGCAAAUAUUCAUGCUGCUGCCAUAACCCCUAAAGCCCUCGAAGACUACAAGGAUUUGAUCUCCGAUACAUCUAACGAUCUACAAGAACAUAUGCGGACCGUCGAGGCGAAAUUCCAGCUCCUGCUUAACAAUAACGAGGCAAAAGGAAAAGUGACCGAUGCCUCAGAGUGGGAAGCUAUACUUGAGGAGAAGGCUAGUACCCAGCAGGGUCUCAGCAUUUGCGCUCAAUUAUCAUUGCAGAUUGAGCAAUUUGGAUCAACAACAAGGGAAUCCCCUGGUUUUAGCGAUCGAUCAUCAGCACACAAGCUCAUAAGAUCAGGUCUUAACUCGGCAAAAGGGUCGAUUCAGUCGCUGGUGACGCGAUUGCAGAUCCACGAGAACGAUAUAGAGAAGCAGCUUGCGGCUCUUAUUUCAUCCACUCACGAUUCCGAGAACAACAUAAGUCAGCUUACACAGCUUCAUCAGACAAAGGAUAGCUUGCGUCAAUGUAUCGAGAUUGUAUCUGGCGCAAGCGAAACUUUGAUGGAUCAGCGACGGAACGUCUUCGAAGAUAUCACUAUGGCUGAUGAUAGCUAUGAUUUCUCUGUAUCGACUGUAGGAGACCUUGUGACAGCGAGGCGCCUCACUCUGAAAGGGCGUUCACGGCACGUCGGUGGACAAAUAUCGGAUGAGAGCUACCAGAGGACAAUUGAUGCUAUCACUAGAUUGGACAUGGAGAAUGCACGGGUUUCUUCUCAAAAUGACGAUCCUGACCUGGCGCUUGACCGGGCUACUCCCAUGCCACAAAUUAAGAAAGGCAAAGCUCAAGAGGGAUUUUCUAGUCGCCAUGGCAGAGGGGUUAUUUUGUCGCCAUCAACAGAGGGCGCGUAG